Messenger RNA from Paralichthys olivaceus (Japanese flounder), 3313 nucleotides. The record is from RefSeq and is a predicted model, not a curated record. Lineage: Eukaryota; Metazoa; Chordata; Actinopteri; Pleuronectiformes; Paralichthyidae.
AUUUUAAAUCACUGUGGUGCAGGUUUGAGAGGAACGCACAUGCAGCAUGCGUAUGACUUCUACAAGCCUGACCUGAUGUCAGAGUACCCUGUGGUGGACGGCAAGCUGUCGAUAGAGUGCUACCUGAGUGCCUUGGACCGCUGCUAUUCGGUGUAUCGCAACAAGAUCCACGCACAGUGGCAGAGAGAGGGCUUGGAGAACCGCUUCAGCCUGGAGGACUUUGGUUAUCUCGUCUUUCACUCGCCGUACUGUAAGCUGGUGCAGAAGUCGUUGGCCAGACUGAUGCUGAACGACUUCCUGAGCCACCCCAGCCCCAACACUGAGACCGGACCCUUCACUGGCCUUGAAGCCUUCAGAGAUAUUCGACCAGAAGAAACCUACUUUGACCGGGAUGUGGAGAAGGCAUUCAUGAAGGCCAGUGCAGAUCUGUUUGAGAGGAAGACCAAGGCCUCGCUGCUGAUCUCCAACGAGAACGGAAACAUGUACACGCCCUCCGUCUACGGCUGCCUGGCAUCAGUCAUUGCACAACACACGUCGUCACAGAUCGCCGGACAGAGGAUCGGAGUUUUCUCCUACGGUUCAGGAUUUGCUGCGACUCUGUAUUCUGUCCGCGUCACACAGGACCACACACCCGGAUCUACUUUGGACAAACUGGUGUCAAGCCUGAGCGACCUGAAGGUCAGACUGGACUCGAGGAAGAAGGUUUCACCUUCCGUCUUCUCUGAGAACAUGAAGCUGAGAGAGGACACGCACCACUUAGCCAGCUACGUCCCUCGUGGCUCGGUGGAGGAUCUGUUCCCAGGAACGUGGUACCUGACGCGAGUGGACGACAAACACCGCAGGGAAUACGCCCGCACACCUCUGGACCGCGACCUGCCAGCAGAGCCCGAACUUCUGGCUCGCUCCAACACAACCACAGAGCAGCACAUCCCGAGUCCCGCCAAGAAGAUGCCUCGCAUCCCCGCCACCAACUCCAUCCCCGAGGCUGCCGUCAGCAACUAAGAGCGUCCGGUUAUCUCCAGGAGGUAUCACAGCCCAAAAAGUAGUCGCCUCUAGAGGUCAGAAGAGGUCACCUCCCACUUAUCAUUAAACUUCAUUAGGUCGGAGCAGUGUUGAGACAGCUGGACAUCCCAUCAUGCCCCUGCUGGCCACACGUGACACUGUCCAACAGUAAGAAUUCGUUUUAUUGUAAAGUUUACGUUCACACGUGCUCCCUUUGCAUUUGUGCAAACUGGACAGUUGUUAAUCUGGGAGUGGCUCAGGCUGAUGUGUGUGAAACAAGCGGACUUCCUGCUGGCAGCUGGCAGCCGGCGACAGGAAGAGGAAAUGAACAUAAUUAACGUGGCUUCAGGCCUCCUGCUGAUUGAAAGAAAAACGUGGGGUGGGCCUCAACUGUGUUUAUGGAUCCAAAUAGUGCUGCUGCUGCUGCCACGGCAACCCAGCGUGAGACAGAGCUCUUACCCACACACACACACACACACACACACACACACACACACACACACACACACACACACACACUAGUUAUCCUAUUUGCACAGAAGUGUCUAAACCCACUGAGUGAGAAGCUGCUGUUAAGUUUGACUUCACUUCCUAAAAUCAUCAAGUUCUGAUAAAACCACAUCAGAGUUGUUCCUCUUAUUUUCUGUCUUUUCUUAAUGUUCUGUAGAUUCAUUACAGAAUUUCUCUCAGUGGAGCUCAAACCUUUGACAGCAGUCGAUUCAAUUCAAUGAAACCACAUCACACUCAUUCGUAAACAUCAGUCCUUUAAAUGUCUGAGUUUUUUAUCAAUGUCCAUGAAUUAUUCUCUGAGAAAUCAAAGAAAAUUAAAUUUUACUUUCUUAAAGAAAGACAACACGUCCUGGACUCGUCUCUUUGUCCCGAUCAACCGUUUCUUUCUCGACCCGUCUUUCGAGGUAAAUCUUAGUAAAUGUCCUCUUUCGUUCUGACGCUCCAGGAAAUACAACUUAACUUAAACGUCAUAUUUGUCUCUAUUUCUGAACGUUCUUCCAGAGCAGGUGAUGGGAUGGAUUACAUGAUCGUAUCAUUUGUUAUGUCAGUUCAUGUGUAGUAACACGUACAGUCACAGUCCUUUAGUCUCAUCAGCUCCACAUGAUCCUCAGCAUCAGGACAAAGAGCUUCUAGAGUUUCUCAACAAACAAAAAGAUUGUUCAAGAUUUUAUAUCCAGAGGAAGAAAAAGUCCAGGAAACUCUUGUUUUCUUAUUCUCGUAACAAUACGACUUUAUUCUUGAGGUCUGGUCCUCGCUCUGGUUUCAUAGAGAGAGUAAGCGAGUUGAAAGCGUUGCCAUGGCGGCAGCAUCAUGGACUGCAGGCCUCUUCCUGUGACGGUGCUCGGCUGCAGGAUCGUCAGUGGGUUUAGAUUUCUCUGAUGAAACAUCCAGUGUUUUCUGUCACUCUCAUUCACACUGAAGCCUUAACAAAGAAGGGCUUUGUUUCAUUUUAGUUUCAGACGAGCAGUUUGAUGAGCGACGUGCACGACCGCCACGUGUUUGACAUUGACGUCGGUCAGACUGUAAACCAAGAUGGACGACACGUCUUCACUUCCCCCUGUCGCACAACAAUGAAGCUUAAAUAGCUCCGAUAAGAACGCUGCCAUCUUGUGGUGAUGAUGUAAUUUGCAUUCAGAGUCUGUGCAGUAGUCAUAGUGGGGUGGAGCCGUAGUAUCUGUGUCCCGCCCACACAUGAACUCCACCAAUCCUGAGUCAGUGUCAGCUGUCAAUCAUGACUUCUCCGCCUGUUUUUAGAUCAUCAAAAAACGUAUUCAAACCAAACUGAUGAGAAACUUGAACCAACAUCAGAGAGCGAGGAACUAAAACGACAGAAACAUCUUUGACAAACUCAUUUAUCGUCUACUUUGAGUUUUUAAUUUUGUCCAUCUGCUAACAUGGAGGAGGUUUAUGACCUAUACCUCAUCCAGCCACCAGGGGCGAUCCAGAUGUUUCGGCUUCAAUAUUUGGAGCUGUCGUGUCGUCCAUCUUGGGCUGAGCAGCUCCUGGAAUCGGAGCAGUCGAUCUCGAGAAGCCUAGCGACACACGAGUAUGAAUCGUUAACAGACGAAGCUUUUCCUCCAAUAAUGUACAGAAAUUCUUUUUAUUGUCCAGCUCGGCUCCUCGGGUCCUGCUCACGUGUGUUUGACGUGUUUCAGGAUCAUGUUUCCAGGGUCACGUGGUCUGAAGCCAUGUUGAUGAUCAUGUACAGGACAAACCGAUUAUUUAUGCUGUAUCACGAUGAGAUGAAUUUUAUCGCUUUGUGCAAACGUGUACAUUCAGAAUAAAUGAACUUUCAACAGGU